AUUCUCUAUAUAAGCGGCCAAUCAGCGUCUCCAUCGCCUGCGGUUUCCAGCAUCAUUGGUCUAGUGGUAGAAUUCGUCGUUGCCAUCGACGAGGCCCGUGUUCGAUUCACGGAUGAUGCACAAUUCUUUUUUAGCCUUUACAGUUUCCCAAUCAGCGAUUCUCAUAGCAUUCGGCUCCGCAUCAUUGGUCUAGUGGUAGAAUUCGUCGUUGCCAUCGACGAGGCCCGUGUUCGAUUCACGGAUGAUGCAUUUCUCUUCUCUUUUUGUGCUUUGAGAUCUGAAACUCUUUUUCAAGGUCACUCUUGA
Molecule: messenger RNA, 306 nt
Organism: Penicillium daleae
Lineage: Eukaryota; Fungi; Ascomycota; Eurotiomycetes; Eurotiales; Aspergillaceae
Exons: 2
Source: RefSeq, a predicted model, not a curated record